Molecule: messenger RNA, 1937 nt
Organism: Sorghum bicolor (sorghum)
Lineage: Eukaryota; Viridiplantae; Streptophyta; Magnoliopsida; Poales; Poaceae
Product: pentatricopeptide repeat-containing protein At5g08305
Exons: 1
Coding region: 19-1512 (497 amino acids)
Biological process (GO): RNA modification
Molecular function (GO): RNA binding; protein binding
Source: RefSeq, a predicted model, not a curated record
CUGACGGCCUCAUCACUGAUGCUCAUGCCUCCGCCUCCCUACCCGCCGCCGCUGCCGCACCUUCUCCGCGACCUCCGCGGCAAAACGCUCACCACCCAGCUCCUCGACCCCCUCAUCCGGUCCGCCUCAUCCUCGCCGUCCCCCUCCCUCUCCUUCUCCCUCUUCAUCCACCUCCUCCGCUCCUCCCUCCGCCCGUCCCACUUCACCUUCCCAUUCCUUGCCCGCGCCGCCGCGCGAUUGUCCUCCGCCUCCCUCGCGGCCGCGCUCCACGCGCACCCGCUCCGGCUUGGGCUCCUCCCCGCCGACCUCCACGUCGCCAACUCCCUCGUCCACAUGUACGCGGCCUGCGCCAUGCCGGACCACGCCCACCGGGUGUUCGACGAAAUCCCGCGCCCCAACCUCGUCUCCUGGAACGCUCUCCUCGAUGGCUACGCCAAGUGCCGGGACCUUCCCGCCGCGCGGCAGGUGUUCGCUCGGAUGCCCCAGCGGGACGUGGUGUCCUGGAGUGCCAUGAUCGACGGGUGUGUCAAGUGUGGAGAGCACCGUGAGGCGCUCGCGCUGUUCGAGAUGAUGGAGAACGCUGCCGCCAGGUCAGUGGAGGAUGGUGGGGGUGGGGCAAGGGCGAAUGACGUCACGAUGGUGAGCGUGCUUGGAGCCUGUGCGAACCUUGGGGACCUUGAGCGUGGGAGGUGGGUGCACCGGUGCCUGAGGGAGCGCGGCUUCCCAUUGAACCUCAAGCUUGCGACCUCGCUCGUUGACAUGUAUGCCAAGUGCGGGGCCAUCCAUGAGGCACUAGAGAUGUUCUGGGCUGUGCCGGUGGAGAGCACCGAUGUUCUGAUAUGGAAUGCUGUGAUUGGUGGCCUUGCGGUGCAUGGCAUGGCCACUGAAUCUGUGGAGAUAUUCCAGGAGAUGCAGUGUGCUGGGGUUGCACCGGAUGAGAUCACGUACCUUUGUCUGUUGAGUGCUUGUGUCCAUGGCGGUCUAGUGGAUGAGGCUUGGAAGUUCUUCCGCUCGCUUGAAGCGCAAGGGCUCAGACCACAUGUUGAGCAUUACGCUUGCCUGGUAGAUGUGCUUGGCCGAGCAGGGCGCUUGGAGGAAGUGUACGGUGUUGUUAAAAGUAUGCCGAUGAAGCCCAGUGUUUCUGUGCUUGGUGCUUUCUUGAAUGCCUGUCAUUUGCAUGGAUGGGUGGAGCUGGGGGAGGUAGUUGGUAGGCAGCUUGUCCAGUUGCAGCCAGACCAUGAUGGCAGGUACAUUGGCCUGUCCAAUAUCUAUGCUGUUGCCAGACGGUGGCAAGAGGCAAAGAAAGCUAGAAAGGUAAUGGAGGAUAGGGGUGUGAAAAAGGUCCCUGGAUUUAGUGAGAUUCAUGUUGGUGGAGGGCUCUCCAGGUUCACUGCCCAGGACAAGACUCAUCCUGGCUCAGUGGAGAUCUAUGACUUGUUGAAUCUAAUAGCAAUGGAGAUGAAAAUGAAUGAUGAUGCUACAAUUCCAGAUUACCUUUGUGCACACUGCUAGAAUGAUGGUUGCACCUGUGGAUUACUCAACAAAGAAUUUCCAUGAAGCUGUAUGAUCAUUUUCUCAGAGUGAAUCUGGACAUAGUAUUUGCCACUCUUAGUCCUGGCCACUGAAUCACUAUGCAAAGCAUCAUUUAGGCUAAUCUAAUUGGAAUCUAAAUUGAGAGGUCAGCCCAGUUGUGAGCAGAUCCACCAGGAGAUAUAUAUUUGAGCAUUAGAAGCAGCAUUUGCUGCAAAUUCUCUGCUGAUAGAAGGGACGUGGAAAUAUGGGAUGCAGAUGGCAUUUACAUUGUUUGGAUAGCAGACAGAUAAUAUUGACAUCUGGAUAAACUUUCUUCAGAAAUUGCUUCACCUGUAGCUACUGCCUGUAUGACAGAUUUGGCAAUAAGAUGAAAAUUAUAUCGAGUGUUUCAUAAGUUACAACCA